Helianthus annuus (common sunflower) is the source of this 1154-nucleotide messenger RNA. RefSeq lists its product as uncharacterized. Lineage: Eukaryota; Viridiplantae; Streptophyta; Magnoliopsida; Asterales; Asteraceae. The record is from RefSeq and is a predicted model, not a curated record. Bases 347 to 1054 code for a protein of 235 amino acids. The transcript has 7 exons.
AUAGUCUGAGCCCAAAUAAAUCUGCAGGGCUGGAUCUUCCAUUUACCCAGAUGCUUCAAAAAGAGUUAGAGGCUAUACAAAAAAUGCUAAAACUUGGAAGAUGGAUAGUACACAAUGAAUAGUUGUCACAUUCAACGAAUUUGGAAAGCCUGUUGGGGACGAAGGUAAUGAACUUCUUCAAUUCCUUGGGAUGUUUGCGAGGAUGCCUGAUCAUGUAUCCAUAGAGUAUUCUGACUGGAGAAAUGUUCCUAUACAAAAUAAAGAGGACAUGUAUUCACUCCUUAAGUCUAAAUUUGUUAUUCAUCCAAAUGAAACAGACGGGAUUUAAAAAUGGAUCUUCUCUAACAUGGGAAACAAUGGAGAGGGUGGAAAGAAAACAUGUGAUGUUAGAAGAAUGAGUCGCUCAAAGACAAAGGAGCCUCAUGUUAGUGGGUCGAAGUCAUUUGCCAGACUUGCUCAUGAAAUGGCGACAAAGAAUAAUGGUGUAUAUCCAUCACAAGCAGAAAUGUAUAUUACAACUCGCACUCGUAAAAAUGGAAGUAUUGUUAAUGAUAACGCUGCUCAUGUUGUGGCUUCGUUAAAAGAUAUUGCAAAUGACUCUACAAUCACACACGGCGAUCCAAAUGAUUUUACAAAUGACGACUACUCAAAAGUUAAAGGCCCGAAGAAAAGAGAAUAUGUUCGAUCAGUUGGAAUGCCAGCCGCAAAAUGUAAUGGUGUUUCUUCGAUAGAUUCACAAACUAAUGAUCAACUAAAGAGUGUUAUCCAAACUAAUGAUCAACUAAAGAGUGUUGUUAAUGCUAUGGAUAUCAUCAUCCUAGAACAUUUCCCCAGUGCAAACUUGUCUUCGGUUCUUGGCAAUAUGAACGUCCAAGUCCCUGGUAUUGGUUCAUUGGUCCAUAACAACUCUAUACCAGGACUACCUCUGCAUCGACAGGUGGAAUUCCAGAUCGAACUUACGCCAGGAGCAGCUCCGAUUGCUUGUACUCCUUAUCGUCUUGCACCAGGAGAGUUGCAAGAACUCUCUAAUCAACUUGAAGAACUGUUGGAUUGAGGUUUUAUUUGACCUAGUUCUUCGCCGUGGAGAGCCCCAAUCCUAUUUGUGAAGAAGAAAGACAGGUCUUUCCGCAUGUGUAUCGACUACCGUGAACUCA